UUGCAUGAGAGAAAAAAAUAGAGUUCUUGUGCAAUGAAAUGUAUGACAGUUGAUUGUAAAAAUGUUGCCAAAAUACAUAAAUCUUUUUUGUUGCACGUAAUUGAAUUAAAAAAAUAAAUAUCAAGGUUCUAAUAAUAUUAUUUUUAUUAAAAUAUUAUAGAAUAACUAAUUUAAAUUCUGUUUAUAAAACAAGAAUUACAAAAGAUUCAUCUUGUUGCGUGGAUACGUCAGAGAAGUUAGACUUGACAUGUAUACAGCUUUGUGUACAAUGGUUUUACUUGUGAUUAAUGAUGUUACAAUUUUUUAAGAGAUCAGGCACAAGAAACAGAACAAAAUCUCAAAGCUCUCCUGCCAAAUCUACGAGCUCUGAUAAGUCUGGUGGAAGUGAUGCUUUGGUAGUUGGUUGUUCUCUAUCUCGAUCUAUACCACCUCGGAGUCUUGAGGAAGAAGAAGAAGAAGAUGACGAAGAUAUUCGGGAUAGCUUAAAAGUCGAAAUUUCAUCAGCCCGUUCAAGGCUAUCUAAAACACUAUCAGAAAUUUUAGCUGAUAAGGAAGCUCUAGGCUAUUUUAUUCAAUUUAUGGAGAGCCGUGGAAAGUUAGCUCUUAUAAAAUUUUGGAUGGAAGUAGAAUGUGUUAAAGAAGCUUCGAAUGAAUAUAAUGAUUUAAUUAAUAUCAAUAUCAAUGAGAAUACAUCGGAUCUAUUCAAAUCCGAUAGUAAUGACAAUAGUUUUCAGGAAGAAAUGAAAAUAAAUGGUAAUAAAGAUGAAGUGAACAAUCUAAAGUCUGUAAAUAUGAAUGAUUCAAAAAUGAAUAUAAAAGAACCAAAGAUUAGUCGGUUAUCUAAUUGCAAAAGUAUAAGUGAAGAGCCAGGAGAAAUAUCAAGUGUGAUUCAAGAUGCUUUGAGACUCUGUAAAAAAUACAUUGUUAAAGAUACGUUAAAAAUAAAUGAAAUUACUCCGGCUUUUAAAGCAGAAAUAGAAGAAGCUUUUACUAAUCAGAACACUGUGGCUUUGAUCAAAAAUUUAUUAAUAACACAGAAAAUAGUUUAUAAAGUUUUAGAAGAAGAAUACAUCGAUGACUUCCUACGAAGCGAAUUUCAUUGUAAGCAUCAGAUUGAUGUUUUAACAAGUGGUGAUGUAAAACUGGCAGAUAUUCUUUUCAACGAAACUGCAUUUUUCUAUUUUAUGGAGUUUAUAGAACUAGAAAAUAAAAGAGAAUUACUAGACUUUUGGAUGUCUGUGGUAAAUUAUAAGCAGAAUUUCUUAGAAAAAAGGGAUACUGACCCAGCGGAAGCUCAAGCUGAUGCUUUAAUAAUAUAUGAAAGAUUUUUUUCUUUACAAGCAACGAUGCCGCUUGGUUUUACUGAUAAAAUACGAUUUGAAGUUGAACAGAAUAUUUGUCGUGAAGGAGGAAAUGGUCCUGAGUCCGAUUGCUUCGACAAACCGAGCAUCAUUGUAUAUAACUUUUUGAGUAAACACUAUCUACCUGCCUUCUUAUCUUCCCAAUUAUAUUACAAAUACUUAUCAGAAUUAAUAAGCACAGUUCAAAGUGGUGCUUGUGCGUCACAAUCUCAUCAACGGUUAAAGAGAGCAGGAUCAGAUUGUAGUAGUGAAGUGAGUAUUUUCAGUAUGAGUACUCAUGAUACUUCACAAACAAGUAAUCAUGAAGACGGAAAUCGAUCAUCACGAGAUACUACCAUUAAUGGGAGCAUGAAUAUUGACACUAGGCAACUUUAUGAUCCUGAUUCAUUGUGGAAACGCAACAAAUACAACCUGAGUGUUGGUUACGUUGAUAAUAUGGGGAGGUUUGUCACAGAAAUUGAGCCAGAUCCUCGCCGUAAAUACGAAUCCCGGUUAUCAAAAGCAGUAAGAAGGCUUAUACAUUUAGAAGAAGAUAAGGCAAAAGAAGAACUCGCUUGGAAAAUAGCUGAAAUGAUAAUUCGAGAAAUAACAUCUUUGACUCUUGGGGUACCAGAACUUCCGCCUUAAUAUUGUCUUUCAAGAUAACAGCUGCCGUACGUUAUAAAAACAAAAAUCGAGAACAGUCUCGUGCCAAAAUUAUCUCUACAAUGAAUUUAUUAUUACAUUUUCUAAAGUUUCACAGCAGAAUUGCUUUUACUUAAGUGAGAUUAUUUUAAAGUAUUAUUUUUUAAAUCUACUAAGAACUCCAAGCUAUUUUACGUUAUUUCAAUAAUUUAGUAUUAGCAUAAUAUUAAUCAGAUAAUCAAAUGAUAGUUAUAACUUAUGUGCGGCAUUAUAAUGACUAAUUUUACCAAAUUAAUCAUAAACAGAUUUUGUUUUGGUUAAAACCAUGACAAUUUUUAUUAAAAUCUUCCUGAAUUUAUCAAAUUUUACAAACCUCUUGACCUUGAUAAUAAUUUCUGUAUUCACUUUUUACCCCUUUUUACAUACAUCGAUUUUUGUUACUAAACUUUUAAAGAUGUAAAUAUCAUUAUUUUGAGCGAUGAUAAGUGUAUUUCGUCAAUUUCGUAACGAAAAUAGUUUGUAUACAAAUUGAUGAUAAAGCUGGUGUAUGAAUGAGUCUUUUAUUUAAUGAAAAUAUAUCAAGAUACUAUUUUUUAAAAAAUCAUAAUGUUUAGAAUAUAAAAACUUCGAAGGUGCUAAAAUUAUUUUGAAAUAUAAUUAC
Chelonus insularis is the source of this 2646-nucleotide messenger RNA. RefSeq names its product A-kinase anchoring protein pkaap (gene pkaap). The transcript has 10 exons. Gene Ontology annotation, molecular function: protein kinase A binding. Gene Ontology annotation, cellular component: plasma membrane; mitochondrion. Lineage: Eukaryota; Metazoa; Arthropoda; Insecta; Hymenoptera; Braconidae. Bases 288 to 1988 code for a protein of 566 amino acids. The record is from RefSeq and is a predicted model, not a curated record. Gene Ontology annotation, biological process: intracellular protein localization.